Molecule: messenger RNA, 7956 nt
Organism: Halteromyces radiatus
Lineage: Eukaryota; Fungi; Mucoromycota; Mucoromycetes; Mucorales; Cunninghamellaceae
Exons: 8
Coding region: 1-7956 (2651 amino acids)
Biological process (GO): small GTPase-mediated signal transduction
Cellular component (GO): plasma membrane; cytoplasm
Molecular function (GO): small GTPase binding; guanyl-nucleotide exchange factor activity
Source: RefSeq, a predicted model, not a curated record
AUGGCCACAACCAAGUGGGUGCCAUUAUCCAAAAUAGCUCACGGUAUAGCCAUUUCACCUUUUACUCCAACUUCAACUUCAACAACAACUUCAACUUCUUCACAUUCACGUCCAAUUACUGUUUAUUCAACUUUACAAUCACCUACCAAUGAUAUAAACUCUCAUCGUCUUUCUACUGCUUCAUCUGAUACUUCUUAUUCAAGUAUUAUUGACUCUACGUGUUUGGUUCCAUUAGAAGUGGGUGAUGAACUUUAUAUCUUUGAACAAUGUGGUGCUUGGUAUCGUGGUUAUGUACUUAGUUCUUUGGAAGAAGGUAGAAAACCAAACAAAGCUCCAAAUGGUAUAUUUCCUGCUACUCAUGUUCAAAUCAAAGAAUAUGUCGAUUUCAACUCUUCUGAUCAACAAUUCCCUACAACAACAACAACAACAAAUGAUAUAUUACCAUUAUCACCUAGUUCUUCUAUUUCAGAUGUCAUGUCUCGCUCUCCUUCAACUUCUCACUUGGAUCCUAAUACCACUCUUGCUCCUACUUCAAAUCCUGGUUAUACAUCAACAACUACUGGUUCACGACCUUCUAGUGGUCUUGAUAUUGACAACAAUAUUUCAUCUCCAAUAAUUGAUCUUCAAUUUCAUCAACAUUAUCAACGAAUUCGUAGUCGAUCAACAACAACUGUAGAAACUGAUCAGGAUCAAGUACAAUUAAAGCGACCUCCACCUCCUUCUUUACCAAUGAUUCGUUUCGAUCAAUCUACUGUUACAGGUGCUGAUGAACCAUUAGUUGAUGAAAUUGCCGCUUGUGUUACUCGUCGACAACUUUUGGAUCAAGCUCUCUCUAGAGAAGAACUGGCUCGCCUUCGAAAAGAAAUUAUUCAACGUAUGGUCACAAUGAAUAUAUCGCAAUAUAGGGAAAUGAUCAUACGCCACCCUGAACGAGGUUUUAUUUUGGAUAUCGAUAGUACAUCAGUCGCCACUUUAUAUUUUAUGCACUGGAAAUACACCAUUUCUGAACAAGUUCCUAUCACUGCUCUCUUUCCUCCUUCCUUCUUAUCAUCAUCUACUUCAACAUCAUCAACAACAACAGCAACAACAUCAUCAUCAUCCUCACAAGAAUCACCUGAUCAAACUCAGUCAAGUAAUAACAAAACCUCUUCAACAACCAGACAAACUUCUCCUCGACCUCAUCUCAAGAAAAAAAGAGCAUACUAUCAUUACAAAGGUGGCGAAUUCCAUCAUUUAUUUUUCGAUCUCAAGGCAUGUGUGGCUCAUAUCUGUCAACCUGGUGAAUGGACUGAAUUACGAUUUUCCUUAUAUUCUUCAAAUCAAGCAAAAUUCAUCACUGAACAAUUCGUGGUUCAUCUCAACUAUAAUGGUAUGCCCAAGGAUGAACGUCAAAUUGGGAAACUACAAUCUUUAUUUGUGGAUUUGGGUGCUCAAGAUUUGAAUGAACAUCUUUACCUCGUUUGUUACAUCUUUCGAUUGGGAGGCAUGAAGUUUAUAGACAAGGAAAAGGAUACUAUCAGCUCUUUGGGAAGAAAUGGAGGUGGCUAUUUUGAUCAUAGUAGUCGACAUCAUCAAUCUCAACAAUCGUCUUCUUCAACUUCUCAUGAAUCAACUACUCUUCCUUCACUGGCUCAUACCAAUCUCUUCCGAAGACCAUUUGGAUGUGCGGUUUUGAAUGUAGGAUCAAGCAACAACUCUGGUUACUAUCACAUCUCGCCUUCGGAGCAUGACAUGCGUAUUUAUACACCAACUUCUGAAUCUACUUUUGCACAUUUACAUGAAGAUAUCAUUUGGGACAAUCAAAAAGAGGUGACUCAGAAUCCUCGUGCGGAAAUGGUUUGUGUUUUUUUACGAAUGUUUUAUGGACAACGGGAUGAAGUACUCAAGGCAAAUGCAGCGCUAUUACAAGAUAUUCCAUUGACAGCCCGGAUUGGUUUUCCUGACGUGGUGUUUCCUGAUGAUGAACGUAAUGAAUUGUAUAUCACAUUGAACUCUGGUGAUUUUGCUCAUUUUGGUCGAACAAGAAAUAUUCAAGUCAUUAUUUGUGUACGAGACAAUCAGACUGGUGAAGUGGUGGAAAUGGGUGUAGCUGUAGGAUCAGGGACUCCAAUGGCAUCUACAUGGGAAAGUGCUAUUUAUUAUCAUGACAUGAAACCUACUUGGAAUGAAAUGGUCAAGGUCAAGAUUAGUGAUAUUCAAGUAUGGCAACGAUCUCAUAUCUUUUUGGUAGUCAAACAUCGAAGUCGUCAUGGUGGCGGUGCAAGUUCAAUGCUAAGCAACAAUAAUAAUAUCAGUGGUGGUAGUCAUCAUGGUUCAACAAGUGUAGGUGUCUCCUCUCCUUUGGCAAGAAUGACGGUAGAAGGCAAUACAUCAUCUUCAGACAAAAUCUUGGCUAUGGGAUAUAUACCCUUAUUUAUUCCUCCUUUGUCACACGAUUUUGUGGCAGAUGGUACACAUACCCUGUGUUUGUACAAGUAUGAUCGACAGCUACUUCAUCCAUCAUCCUAUUUUGGUGUUGUCCCUUGGUGUAAUCAAUCAACUUCACCAUCCAAUAUGCAAGGUCAAGAAAGUAUGUUAACAGCCAUUCAUCAAGCAAAUCGUCAACGAUCUGUUGGUCAACAUUAUGCAAAUACAAGUCAUUCUAGUGUGAAGAGCAACGGAGGCAACUCAAUCAAAAAUAUUCCUCUAUUUCCUCAUGGAUUUCAACAACAUCCUUCUCAUUCAACAACGACAACGGGAAUGACCGGUGUGGAAAGUAGUGCGACCAUCUCAAGUCAUGCAAAUUCGUCAAUAUCUUAUAGUUCUAGUGGUACAACAAGUCGACCUCAUGCCAUCCGUGAUUCUUUGAUUAUAUCAACCUUUUUAUGCUCAACUCGAUUUACUCAAAAUGCAACAUUAGUACAAUUGAUCAACUGGAGAUCUACUGUGGAAGAGAGUAAUUUCGGUAAAUCUGUUAUUGAAUCCGUGGAUGAAUUAUUGGUUAUGCUGGACAAGUUUACUUUUGUGGGUGAACAAGAAGUGGUCAAGUUUUUGGCAGAUAUCUUUGAUGCUCUUUUGGAUAUUUUGGUCUAUCGUGUGCCGGACAAUAUCGAAAAACAAAAUGCCCUUCAUGAUCAAGUGAUUGUUGCUAUCAUUUGGCUACUCAGUAUUGUUCAAGAUCGACGAUUCAGCAACUUCCGACCGGUAUUGAAUGUUUAUAUCAAUCAAAGGUUCUACUGUUCUGAUGAUGAUAGCAAUGAUGAUGAUUACGACAAUGACAAUGGAGAUGAUACCCGUGAUGGUUAUCAAUUAUAUACAUCGUACCGUUAUCGAUUGAAACACAACAAGUCUCUUAGACGCAAAAUGACACUGGAUGAAACGACCUACAACCAAUUAUUGAAAGGCUUGAUUCGACUUUCGACCGAUCCUAGUGAUAUCACCAAGGCCAAACAAUUAAGAAGUAGUAUCAAGGUAUGGGAAUAUCUCUUCCGAUUUAUUGAACGAUCAAGAGAAAUGCAACGCAACAAUGAAGAUCAAGCGGAACAUGAACUACGGGAAUUGAUGUACAAGCAAGAUUUACAACAAUUCUUUGAUUUGGCAACAAAAAUGAUGGGACCUGAUCAACCAAGUUCAAUGAUUGGUACACAAACGUUGAUACUGCAGCAUUUCAGUGAAGCCAUUACAGAAAUUAAGGAAACUUACUCGACCAAAGAAAUAAUGCAAAUCAUCUCAAAUUUGGUGGAUGCCUGCUCUCAUGUCACUGGUAAAUUGGUUGGAUUCAAACUCUCAAUGAUUUUAUCAAUAAUCAAGGCGCCGAUCUUCAGCGACAAGAUGUGUUGUUAUGAAUUGGGAAGUCGUGUUGUUGGAUGGAUCAGUGUUUGGCUCAAUUCUUAUAUGACGGUGGCAAAGGAAGUGAUUUUUGCUCGUACAGCUUUGGAUGGCAACAACAAUCAAGCUGAAGAUUAUCAUCAACAAACCAGAUUACCUCGUGCUCAAUGGCUUGAAAAUCUACGACUGUCAUUGACAAUUAUACAUGAACUCUUGGAUAAGAUACGAAAGGUGCGUGGCCUCUCUAUGCCUGGACUCUCCUCAUCAGCUGUUCUAUCAUCUCCUCCUAUCAAUGCGACAUCUUCAGCAUCAUCCUCAACUCCUUCUCAAACAAGACCAGUAUCAAUGUCAACCUUAGGCAUUAGUUCACCUGCUACUGGUUCUCUGACUUCACUUACAGGUGCAUUGGGUCAACUGGUACCACAAUUACUUCAAACAUACAAGGAUUUACAACGACUUACCAAUCAAGCUAUUCAAGCAACCACACCGUUGACAUCUUCGACUUCUGGCAAUAAAACUAUGUCAUCAGCAACAAAUAAGGAUAUACAACAGACAUUACCAUCUGGUACUGCAAGACCAAAUUCGCGACACUCUCUGACAGUUUUACGGGAACGUGCAAAUUCAAUUCGUGGAGGAUUACCUCAGGUGGUAGAAAAUGGACCAAGUAGUACAUUUACGGAUCAUCAAGGAUCUAGCGCUCACAAAACUACAACUUCUUUUCCGGUGGUGUUACAAGCACUGGCUACUUCACCAACAAGACCUUUUCCUUCUGUAUUUCCUUUUCAAGCAAAUACGACAUCUGAUGCAGCAUUAAUGGCAGGUUCUGAUUUGGCGGCAAUGGUGGCAUCUGGACUAAUGGAUUUGACAGUUGUACUCUUGGACUUGUUACACUUAACUCCAGCGAAACAAUGGAUGAAUCUAACAUACAACGUAUCUUCAACAAACAAAGCAAAUAUAGCAACUGAUACUAGUGGUGUUAGUGGACCUGAAGGAACAGCUGAUUAUCUCUGCACUUUGUGUUUCGUGUGUAUGUCUAUUCUCUUUGGUGACGAUGUUCACAAGUUGAAUGAAUCUCGUGGAACUUUGGUUGGUUAUGAUGCACUACAAGAUGAUCCUACUCGUGAACGGCGGAAAUGGCCCAAGAACUGGUUGAAUCUGGAUGUGGUGGCUCACAAGAUUGUUUUAUUGGACGUGAUGACUCCUAUGAUUGCGUUACUGGGUACGGAAACUUUUCUUCCCAAACAACAAGUACCUAUGGAUAAUCAUUUUGGUGAUAAAAAAGAUAUUCCAACUCAUUCUUCUCCUGAUACUGAUAUUAUGGUGCGAUUAUGGCGAACGGUAUUUAUGUCUCUGGUACGUGUUUUAGCAAGUCCAUCUUUGGAAGUGGAAACGUUAUUACCUCAAGCACAAAGAGCGGUCUGGAAAUUAGCUGGUAACAUCCGUGGGGAACAAGGUACGGCUGCCUUGAAGCAAUUGUGGGAGUUAGCAGGAUCAAGUUGGAAUGCAGUAGGUACUUUGAAAAAACAACCAUCAGGCGAUCAACAACAUGAAAAAUCAAAGGAUCUCAAGAUGAAACCACAGCUUUUGGCUUACUUUGAUCAUCAUGGCAAUGCAAGUCGUGAAGGAGGUGAUGGUUUAUCGGAAUUCUCUACUGAUGAUGAUUCUGGUGAUGAUGAAGGUAGUAAGGAUGAAACCAAACAAGUCGAUGAUGAUAUACCACCAUUGGAUGACAACAAGGAACAAAAAAAAAGAGAUGUACGACAACCUCUUCCACGUUAUACUGCUACUCAAAUACAUUUGGAUCUGAUGCCGGUAUUAUUACGACCUCUUUGUUCUGCCAGUCUUACACUUCAUGACAAGUUACGCUCUACAACGGUUGGUAUGAUUGCUGAUUUGAUUGCGAUCCACAUGCCGAAAUCAUACGAUCCAACUGAAGGACGAAAUCUGCUGAUUGGAACUAUUGACAAGCUAGUGAUGACUUAUGAAAAAGGAAGUGAUGAAAUCCGAGUGAAAUGGGUGAUGGAAUUGAAUCAAGCACUCCAGGCGCGACUGACAACGGAAAAGGAACAGGAAUGGGGUCGUAGUGUUGUGAAUUCUUUGGACAAUCUAAUGGAACUCUUACUUCAGAUUCGCUCGUUACCCAUGGAUAGUGCUGAAUUUAUGGAUGAACGUAUCAACGCAACGCUCAAACUGAUGAAGUUUAUUCAAGUAUGUGAACGACAAGAAAUCUAUAUCAAAUAUGUGCAUCAAUUGGUGGAUCUUCAUUUAAAUAGUCACAAUUAUGUAGAGGCUGCAUUGACUCUUCGUUUCCAUGCUGAUUUGAUGCCUUGGGAUCCUUAUGGUGAAGUGGAAGCUAUUCCUGAACUUGGAUUUGAUGCUCAAAGUCCUUUUGCUCGAAAACGUAGACUAUAUGAUACGAUGUUGACAUAUUUGGACAAAGGUACAGCUUGGGAAUUAUGUGUUGAUCUAUGUCGAGAACUCUGUGAUCAAUAUGCUCUCACCAUAUCAGAUUAUCAUAGCUGUAGCAACACUUUACGGCGACAGGCAACCUUUUUGGAAAACAUUGUAAACAAGGAACGGUACUUCUCUGAAUACUUCCGUGUAGGAUUCUAUGGUCGUGGAUUUCCAGCCAGUAUUCGAAAUCAACAAUUUAUCUAUCGUGGUAUGGCUUGGGAAAAGAUGGCUUCUUUUGUAGAACGGAUGCAAAACCGUCAUCCAAAUGCGCAAGUACUUUCUGGGAAAAUGGCAUCAUCUUGUGUACUAUCUGAUGAACAAGUUCGUGAAUUGGAAUCAGAAUUGGAUGGUCAAUAUAUGCAAAUUACGGCGGUGACUCCAGUGAUGAAUCCUCAAGCAAAUCCUGUACUGACAAAUCCUUUGGUGGAUGAAAAAGUACUCAAGUACUAUCACUCCAAUAAUGUAUCUCAAUUUACCUAUUCAAGACCCGUGACUCGACAUGAUGAUGACAAUGGCAAUGACGAUAAUCAAGAUGGAAAUGAACAAGAAAAUAUGGAUGGCGAUGAUACCUCUGAUCUUAUAGAACCACCUAUUCUAUCGAAGCAAGAAUUGGACUUUUUACAUCUUUGGACUGAAAAAACAACAUUUACCAGUGAAGACUCGUUCCCCACCAUUGCUCUACGAUCCAAGAUCUUGUCGAUUGAAUUGGAGGAAAUCUCACCUAUCGAAAAUGCUGUGGAUGCCAUGAUCAAGAAGACACAUGAAUUGGUGAAUUUGGAAAAGAAAUAUGAAGUGUAUGUAGACAAUCCCCAGGUACCUUUCAACCUCAAUCCUUUCUCGAUGGCUUUAAAUGGUGCUGUUGAUGCUCCUGUCAAUGGUGGUGUUCCUCUUUACAAGAAAGCCUUUUUAUCUCCUUAUUAUGGAAAGAAACAUCCUCAUAUGCGUCCGUGGAUUACCCAAUUGAAAAAGGCAAUCGAUGAACAGGUGGUUGUCAUCGAUCGAUGUUUGGAUACUCAUAACAAACUCGUCAGCAAUGAUAUGAAACCUUUCCAUAGCAACUUGGUGGAAUUGUACAAGAAAAACUUUGUAGAUGACAUCAGUCAACUGAAAAGACGUGGGACGACCUUCAAAUCAGCAGCAUCAUCGACAGGAGCAACAUCAGUGAAGGGAGAAAAUAUAAAAGAGAAAACCAAUCCAUCAUCACCUAGUCGAGUUAAUCUUACAUCAAGUGCGUCACACAGUAGUCUUCACAACACAAAUCGUCGAAGUUCAUCUUUAUUCCGAGAAAUGGAACGACCAUUAAUGAUGAAGUCCAGGACAAAUUCGAUUACACAACCUCAACAAACUGUGGGAUCAUCUACUCCAACUAGUAAUGCGCCAGCUGGUACGUUUUCAUCACUCAUGUCCCCAAAAUCAUCUAGUAGUUUUGCCAUUCCAACUGUACAUGAAGAACACAUCCCCCGCUCGAACGAUAGACUUCCAUCAUCAUCAACUGGGCGAACGACAACAGCAAAUACGCCAUUAAUGGAUCGGGAAAGUGAAAAUGAAUCUAUAACCAUGUCAGCACCAACAUCACCUAUUCAUCCAAAUGAUCAUAUUCCGUUUACAAAAUCUGAAAGUAGUGGAUUAUCCAAAAGUUUGAAAAUGUCGAUCCGAAAAGCGACACGAAAAGCAACUACUUACAACAACAAAUAG